AUGGACUCCGCUUCUUUAUUUGACGAGCUUCCCGAUGGAGGAAGGACAAAUGGAUCGAGAUUAAAGACGGCUGAUUUUGAGUACAUGGUAGCGCCAUUUGCUGCCGCCAUCCCCUCAGCCAGGGACCCAACCCGUCUCCUGCCGCAGACGGUCGCGCACCGCGGGUACAAGGCGCAGUGGCCGGAGAACAGCCUCGAUGGCAUGCGCGCGGCGGUGCAGGCCGGCGCCCACGGCAUCGAGACGGACGUGCACCUGACCAGGGACGGCGUCGUUGUCAUGUCGCACAUUGACGACGAGGCGGAUCAGCUUCUCUCCAGCAUGAGAAAUGUGUUGGCGACUAUCAAAGGCCCUGUACCUUGGGAACACCGCAUCCUUCUCGGCUGCUGGAACGCCACGUACAUUACUGCCGCCCGGCGCAUCCUGCCCGCGUUUCCGCUCUGCCACAUUUCCUGGUCGCGGUCCUAUUCGGCGCACUUUGGCGCCGCCAUGCCCAACCUCGGCUACAGCCUGCACUUUUCCACGCUCUCUGGCGUCCUGGGACGGCGCUUCCUAGCGCAGGCACGGCGGCACCGCAACCGUGGCGCGCCCGUCAUGACGUGGACCGUCAACCAGGACAACUGGAUGCGGUGGCUGCUGGACCGCAACCUCCUCGUGCAUGAUGAUGGCCGCACCGGCGCCGGCGCCGGCGUGCCAGCGGCGCGGCGGGUGCUGGACGCGGUGAUUACGGACGAUCCGAGGCAGUUUCGGGAGGCGUGCGCGCGGUGGGAGGACGAGCUGGACGGGACGAGGCCGCGGCCGAGGCUGGGACUGGUGAGCCGGGUGCGCAGUGGCUGGGGCGAGGUGCUGGAGGCGGCCAAGCUGACGCUGCUGUGGGUGGUGUUGCAGGCCGUCACGAGAUUUUCGAAAAGGUUGGAUACGCUGCCUGAUGUGAUGACGAAGCGCAAGGUUCAGUAG
Messenger RNA from Beauveria bassiana ARSEF 2860, 954 nucleotides. Its product is annotated as glycerophosphoryl diester phosphodiesterase family protein. Gene Ontology annotation, biological process: lipid metabolic process. Bases 1 to 954 code for a protein of 317 amino acids. Gene Ontology annotation, molecular function: phosphoric diester hydrolase activity. Lineage: Eukaryota; Fungi; Ascomycota; Sordariomycetes; Hypocreales; Cordycipitaceae. The record is from RefSeq and is a predicted model, not a curated record. The transcript is spliced from 4 exons.